Molecule: messenger RNA, 2832 nt
Organism: Stylonychia lemnae
Lineage: Eukaryota; Ciliophora; Spirotrichea; Sporadotrichida; Oxytrichidae
Source: the annotation of a GenBank genome assembly
AUGGAAGUAGGAGAAUUACCAGGAGGUAACUUAAUAAAGAUUUUAGCGUGUCUGAGCAUUAUAAACUAUAAUGUGUUUUCAGCAAAUCCAUUUAUCAACAUAAAACUGAACUAAGAUCUUGGUGAAAACAAUGUGGUCUCAAGUAUACUUGGACGAGGAUAUGUCGGAUAUGAUAUUUUACUUAUGAUGCAGGGUUGGAUCGUUGCGUAAUCUAUCCAUUACGGAGCUAAAAAGAGCUCUAUACAAGAGGCAACUAUCAAAUUGUGGAUUAAUAAGUACUUCUAAAUAGCACCUAUUGUAUACCUAUACUCAAUUUUCACCUACUUAUUUUUUGAGGCUCUGGAUUUUUCUGACUUCAUUACGAAUUUGCUAUUCAUUGGAAAUUGCACCAAUAAUUAGCUGCUAACUACUCUGUGGUUUACUUAAAUUCUCUUUCAGCUAAUUCUAGUGUCAUCAUUUUGGAUUUAAUUUUGUGAUGGGCUAGAGUUUGAUUAUUAAAUGCUUUCUAAUGCUAUUUUGAUAUUUGCAAUGAUAAGUAUUCAAAGCCCAACCGGAGAAAGAUAUUUAAUAUUUGACAGAGGUAGUAGUUACUUCAUUGGUAUAGCUUUCUUUUAUGUAACUUAAAGAUAUAAAAGAAACCCUGAUGUGGGUAGUAUUUUACUUAAAACUUUUGUAGCCUGCAGCAUAAUUUUUACUUUUUUCUCGUUAUAUUUAAUUCCAACUGUGAGUGGAUUAAACAUAUUCAUUGCUACUGUUGUUUUUGGAAUAUUUAUUAUAGCAUGCUUUCACAAAAAUUAAGACUCUUACAGGGCAAACAUACUUAAUCAAGAUUUCAUCUAGUGGGUUGGUAAAAUAUCUAUAUCAAUGGUUAUUACUAACGGAAUAAUAUUUAAUGAUUUAAAAGUCGCAGAGAUAUACGAUACCUAUUUUAAGUAUAGCCUUAGUGAUUACCCCAGAAACUAUCUCUGGUUUGCUAUUGAAAUAUCAAUCGCCCUAUUAAUAACAAUAAUAAUUUCAUAUCUAGGUGAAAAAUUUAUAAUAAAACAUUCUUAGAACUAUGCAAGUAGCCUUAUCAGCUAAGUUCCGAGAGGCCUCACAUUGAGUUUCAUUAAAAUAGUAUCUGGCAUCUUACUUUUUAUUCUAAUAAUAGGAGCUGUGAUAUUUAAUACCUUACCCUAAUUAAAGCAUAACUAAUUCACUCCAAUAAAACUAAGACUUAGUUAAGAUUUUCUUGCAGGAUAGCUUUCUCAGCACAACUAUGAUCUUCUAUAGUAUUUCUAGGACAUCCCUAUUGAGGAUUAAAAGUAAGAAUAGUAUCAAAUCAAAGGAGUCAAUUUUUAUCUAACUUCACGCAAAUUAAGAGAAGGAAAGAUAUUUACUUUGAAGUAUGAUCAAAGCAAGAGAGAUUUCAUAAUUGAGGCUUAGGAUGUAGAGUUGUUUGGAGAUGGAUUAAUAUAAGCAGGUGUAUCAUCUUCAGAGUUCAAGUUUCAUAGCAUCUUCAAAAAGAUUCAAUUUCAGUUUGGAAUGCGAUAAGCAAGCAAGUUAAAGGGACCUAUUUUUGAAGCAACCGCCUAAUAAUUCUAAAUGGAUCUGCUUAAUUUGACGCUAGAAAAGGAUAUGGCUGAUUCAGACUAAAAAAUCAUAAUUAUGAGUAAGCUUGCAGCUACUCUUAGAUCGUAGAUCCUUUUGAAAAUCGAGUAAUAGAAUAUAGGCCAUUAGAUAUUGCUUUAAUCGUAACAAGGAGAGUAAGCGAGUAUUGAAUAAUAGCCGUUUAACCUUAUCAAGCACUUGACUUAGAUGAGUGAAGGUGUGUUCUUUUAUGAGGAUCUUAUUCAAUUUAAUCUCAGAUAUAGUACUAUUUAUGGCUAUCAUCCAGUGAGCAAUAGUAAUUUGUAGGAUUUGCUGUUUUAACCGAUAGGCAAUAGGAGACCAUUAGUGCAGUUGAAAUUUGAUGCAGAGUAUUUUAAUGAACUAUUAGCCUAUUUGAGGGAUCACAAAGGCUGGUUAAACUUAGAUGAAGAUAAUAUUAGCAUUAUAGAAGAAUAGUUGAACAUAACUUUCCCUAAGACCAUUGGAAAUUUAAGCAAAGUGUUGCCUAACUUUGAACUGGAUUAUGAUGAUAACCAGAAAAUAAACUGGAUCUAUUCAUUUAAUCCGAUUAAAGAUUCCUUCCUUCAAUAAUAGAGCGACUAUGGAAUCCAAUUUACAGCUGAGGGAGAUUUGAACUUCAAAUAUAAGGCUGUACUUGCUGCUCAUUUUUAUGAUUCUAAUGGAAACUACAGAGAAGUGAGAAGAUUUUAUCCUGAAAUAAGUUUAGAGCUUAAUUUUUAGCUCGACCCUUAUACCUAUAAACUAAAUGUGAAUAUGAAAAAACUUCAGUUUAAUUCUAUGAAAUCCUUUAAAAAAUCAGUCGAGAGAAGUGAGGAUGAAUUCUACAUAUCGAAUGAAGCUAAUCUUGCCCUAGUAAAGUUAAAGAAUAUGAUAAAUGAGAUCAACCCUAAGUUGAAAGAGAUGAGCUAAGUACCAUUUUGGUUGAAGUGUCUUGGAAUAAAUGAGCCAGAAAUAGCUAUUAGAUUCGAAGAUAGAUAUGCUUAGAUAGAUAUUAUAGGAUCAAUGGACACUAAAAGCAGCAAACUUAAGGAUAGCUCUAAAUGUUUGCGAUUUCAAAAAGAUUUAAUGCAAAAUUCGUUGAGUGCUAUUUUUACUAUUGCUUUUGAAAACUAGUCAAAUUUGAAAUCAGAAACUGGUUACUAGCCUAUAGAUUUUGAUAAAGCUAUGAUUUCAGCAAUUAAUGACGAAUACUCUGAACAAAAUGAUGUAGAUUUGGAUUGA